Molecule: messenger RNA, 1653 nt
Organism: Hypoxylon trugodes
Lineage: Eukaryota; Fungi; Ascomycota; Sordariomycetes; Xylariales; Hypoxylaceae
Product: heterokaryon incompatibility protein-domain-containing protein
Exons: 1
Coding region: 1-1653 (550 amino acids)
Source: RefSeq, a predicted model, not a curated record
AUGUGGCUCAUCAACACCCACAACUUUGAGCUCGUGCGUAAAGACAAUUACCGGGAGAACUCGUAUGCGAUCUUAUCGCAUACCUGGGAAGAUGAUGAAGUGAGUUUUCAAGAAUUUAGGGACCCGGAUCCGAGCGUGGCUCGUAGGAAGAAAGGGUUUGCUAAGAUUGAGAAAACUGUUCUAAUGGCCCGCGAACGCGGGCUGAAUUGGGCCUGGGUCGAUACUUGUUGUAUUGAUAAAACCAGCAGCGCAGAGCUGUCCGAAGCGAUCAAUUCUAUGUAUAAAUGGUACGAGGACUCGGCUGUGUGUUUCGCAUAUCUGUCAGACAUGCCGACUCAUCCAGACAUAUUGAGUCAACAGCCUGAUGACCUAUGGCAACUCUGGAAAACGAAGCUCAAAGCAUGUAAAUGGCUUACGCGGGGUUGGACGUUGCAGGAGCUGAUAGCGCCGAUGUACGUCGAGUUCUAUGAUAUGCAAUGGAAUCUCAUUGGCGACAAAAAGCAAUCUAGUGCGCUGCUUGAAGAGAUCACUAGGAUCCCUCGGCGUAUUAUAGAGCCAUAUCGGCAUCCCAAUGGCUUGCGCUAUCAACCGCAACACGAACCAAUCGCGUGCCGGAUGUCAUGGGCCUCAUCGCGAGAAACUACGAGGAUUGAAGACACGGCGUAUUGUCUCCUAGGAAUAUUCGGCAUUAACAUGCCCCUUCUUUAUGGGGAGGGGGCAAAGGCCUUUAUCCGAUUGCAGGAGGAAAUAUGCAAACAGACUACAGAUAUGUCACUUUUCGCAUGGAAAGCCUCGCCCCCGCCAUCAAUUGGAGAACCCGAGCAGGAGUUUCGCGGACUCUUCGCUAACCAUCCUUGCGAGUUCUCCGAAGGCCACUUCAUGUCAAUCUAUAACAUGGGUUACACUGGAGAAAUCACGAUCACUAAUAGAGGUAUACGUUUCGAUGGGCUAAAUCUACGAGUUAAUCCAGAGCACGGUAUCUUGAUGGAAAUUGGCUGCAGGAAGAAAUACAGGCACGGCGUUAACUACCCCGGUAUGAGACAAUACAUAUGCCUUGCCAAGGUCCCUAGAGGGUUUGUGAGGCAUAACCCAUAUAAGUUAUUUGAUGAUACGAGUCAAACAGAGAAGGAGAUAGUGAUGUUCCAGCCCCGAAUCUAUAUUCCAAAGGACCUUCCUCAAGCAGACGCAUUUAACAUAGCGACACAAUAUAACGACGCUUUGUUCGUGGGGUUCUCUGGGCCCAUUAAGAACAUUAUUGCUCGGCCGAGUGAUCUGUGGGACCCCCAUAGAAAGGCUUUCUUAGUUGGAUCCAGCCAAGAGAGGUUCGCUAUACAUCUAACGGUUGGUUCCGCAAUAGAAACCUCAAAGCUUCUCGGCGAACCCUUCAUCGUUGUUAUUCUUCUGGAGGGAUACAUAGAAUAUCGGGUUUUAAGUACAGAUGAUGAAGAGUUUCAUGCAUUGCUCCCCAUUUUAGAAAAGGAACAGCCAAUUCCACACAUUUGGCAUUUUGAUUGGGUAACGGAUCCUGGUUCAAAUGGACAACCUUUUACAAAGACAGGCGAUAGGUUUGAAGUUACAGUAAUCGGCGAAAGUGAUCACAGAGAAAAUGACUGGAUUCAGAUUAAAGUCGAGAGCCACGAUCUACAAUCUUAG